Lathyrus oleraceus (garden pea) is the source of this 1276-nucleotide messenger RNA. RefSeq names its product chromatin remodeling protein EBS. The transcript has 5 exons. The record is from RefSeq and is a predicted model, not a curated record. The coding region runs from base 278 to 934 and encodes 218 amino acids. Lineage: Eukaryota; Viridiplantae; Streptophyta; Magnoliopsida; Fabales; Fabaceae. Gene Ontology annotation, molecular function: chromatin binding.
CAUUAAUCUUACUUUUAAUUAAACUAAUUUCACUGUGUUAACUCUCUCACAGUCACAGGCAUAUGAAUCGUCACCCUCACACUCACUCUCUUCAACCCUUUCUUCUACUCUCAACAAAUCCUUAGAACCCUAAGGGUUCUUUCCUGUUCUUAUCCAAAACCAAAAGUCUUAGAGGCUACAAAAAUUGAACCAUUUUCAUAAUUUUCAAAGCUUCCACCUUAGCAUUUCGACCACCCUUUAUUGAAGAAAAGUGCUUUGAGGAGAAGCUCACACACGCAUGGCGAAAACGAGGCCAGGAAAAAAAGACAUGGACUCAUACACCAUAAGAGGAACUAACAAGGUUGUUAAAGCUGGAGAUUGUGUUUUGAUGCGUCCUUCGGACACGAGUAAGCCACCAUACGUGGCACGUGUGGAGAAGAUCGAGCAAGAUAAUAGGGGCAAUGUGCGGGUUCGUGUGAGAUGGUAUUACAGACCUGAAGAAUCUCUUGGUGGAAGAAGACAGUUUCAUGGAGCAAAGGAACUGUUUUUAUCUGAUCAUUUUGAUGUUCAAAGUGCUCACACUAUUGAAGGAAAGUGUAUUGUUCACUCUUUCAAGAACUAUACUAAGCUUGAGAAUGUAGGUUCUGAAGAUUAUUAUUGUAGGUUUGAGUAUAAGGCUGCUACUGGUGCUUUCACCCCUGACCGCGUCGCUGUAUACUGCAAAUGUGAGAUGCCUUAUAAUCCGGAUGACCUAAUGGUGCAGUGCGAGGGGUGCAAAGAUUGGUACCAUCCGGCUUGUGUGGGCAUGACUAUUGAAGAAGCGAAGAAGUUGGAUCAUUUUGUUUGUUCUGAAUGUUCAUCUGAUGAUGAUAUGAAGAAACCACCGACGCCAUUUCCUGCAUCACCGGGAUCUGAUGGCAAGGUGGAGCCAAAGCGGCGAAAGAGAGGACCGUGACCAUGAAUUACGACUCGUGGUGGUGGCGAUGCCGUAGCGCUGUUGUGUGUUGUACAGCUUCCACCAGAUUGGAAGCAAUGUUUUUAUCAUGUUUAUUCGGUCUAGAUUUAAGACACAAACCAUUGAUAUGUUUCCUUUUUCUGGCCAGAAAAGAUGAGUUAAGUUUUAAUGUUUGAAAACAUCAAACCUUGAAGUAGAAAAAAAUAGUACUAAUUGCUAUUAGGUUUCUAAAUUAUUUGGGUUGCUAUUUGAUGUGCUCACCACACCAAAUAUGCUAACAAAACUUAUUUGUAUUUUGGUUAAUUAUCUUGUGGAAAAAAGUGAGGUUCUAGUUUGAAAUAA